Mangifera indica (mango) is the source of this 2025-nucleotide messenger RNA. RefSeq names its product pyridoxine/pyridoxamine 5'-phosphate oxidase 1, chloroplastic-like. Gene Ontology annotation, biological process: pyridoxine biosynthetic process. The record is from RefSeq and is a predicted model, not a curated record. NCBI's taxonomy places the organism in Eukaryota, Viridiplantae, Streptophyta, Magnoliopsida, Sapindales, Anacardiaceae. The coding region runs from base 131 to 1705 and encodes 524 amino acids. The transcript has 15 exons. Gene Ontology annotation, molecular function: FMN binding; pyridoxamine phosphate oxidase activity.
GAGUUUCAGUUCAAAAUCUAGAAUUGAUUUUGUUCUUUUUUUUUGGGCAAAAUAAACCAAAGCCCAAAGCCUCAAAAGCACUUGCGAUUUGAAGAAAAGAAUAUGGUCAUUGAAACGCAAAAGCCGAAGAAUGACAUGCUUUCUUUUAAGCCAGUCACUCCGCCCUCUCACCCUCGCUUACUAUAAAUCUUCCAUUCUCAAUUCCUUGCCUUCCACCUCCAGUAACUCCUCGGUUUUUCUCCGUCCGGUUUCAUCUCCUGCAAUUCGUACGUUUUGUUCAAAAACCGGUGCAAUGUCAUCGCUUCCAAGCCUCCAAAGUUGUCACUCUAUAUCUUACCUCACCCAACGGGAAGCUGCUGAGGUUGAUGAGACUCUCAUGGGCCCCCUUGGCUUUAGCGUCGAUCAACUUAUGGAAUUAGCUGGUUUGAGCGUCGCAGCCUCCAUAGCUGAGGUUUAUAAACCAAGUGAGUAUAAUCGCGUUCUUGCAAUUUGCGGUCCCGGGAACAAUGGAGGUGAUGGUUUGGUAGCUGUUCGUCAUUUGCAUCAUUUUGGUUACAAACCUUUUGUUUGUUAUCCAAAGCGUACGCCAAAGCCACUUUACACUGGUCUGGUUACACAGCUUGAAUCACUAUCAAUACCUUUCAUUCCGGUGGAAGAUUUGCCUUUGGACUUGUCCAAGGACUAUGAUAUUCUUGUGGAUGCAAUGUUUGGCUUCUCUUUUCAUGGCACCCCAAGGCCACCUUUUGAUGAUCUAAUUCAGAGAUUGGUUUGCUUGCAUAGUUAUGAUCAAAGACUGCAAAAGCAUUCAGUUAUUGUCUCUAUAGAUAUUCCAUCUGGGUGGCAUGUUGAAGAAGGAGAUACUGGUGGCAAAGGCAUUAAACCUGACAUGUUGGUUUCUUUAACGGCCCCAAAGUUGUGUGCAAAGAAAUUUAGUGGCCCACACCACUUUCUAGGUGGUAGAUUUGUCCCUCCAGCUAUUGCGGAUAAAUAUAAGCUUCAUCUUCCACUGUAUCCUGGCACUUCUAUGUGUGUGCGAAUUGGAAAGCCUCCCCAAAUUGAUAUAUCAACUCUAAGAGAAAAUUAUGUAUCUCCAGAGUUUCUUGAGGAGCAAGCGGAGUCUAACCCCAUUGAUCAGUUUCGAAAAUGGUUUGAUGAUGCAAUGGCUGCUGGCUUGAAGGAACCAAAUGCUAUGGCCUUGUCAACCGCUAGCAAGGAUGGAAAACUCUCUUCAAGGAUGGUCUUACUGAAAGGAGUUGAUAUGGAUGGUUUUGUCUGGUACACCAACUAUGAAAGUCGAAAGGCACGCGAUUUAUCUGAAAAUCCUCAUGCAGCUCUUCUUUUCUACUGGGAUGGUCUAAACCGGCAGGUAAGAGUAGAAGGAUGUGUGACAAAAGUGUCUGAAGAGGAAUCUGAGCAGUACUUCCAUAGCCGUCCCCGAGGAAGUCAGAUCGGAGCAAUCGUCAGCAAACAGAGUUCUGUGAUUCCUGGAAGGCAUGUUCUACAUCAGCAACACAAGGAAUUAGAGGAAAAGUUCUCAGAUGGAAGUUUAAUUCCAAAACCAAAACACUGGGGAGGAUAUAGGCUUCAACCAGAGCUUUUUGAGUUUUGGCAAGGACAAAAAUCUCGUUUACAUGACAGGUUGCAAUAUUCUCCUCAAGAAGUAAAUGGCAAGCAAGUAUGGAAAAUCAACCGCCUGGCUCCCUGACUACUGUUUCCAACUAAAUUGUGAAUAUCACAAUUCAUGCAUAUGAUUGUCAUUAUAUUGGAGUUGAACUGAUUAGGAGCCAGUGGCUUCAUCCUUGCUUUGCAAAUCACCAUUAUCUGAAGUCAAAUUCCUCGUGGGUCUUCCUCUUAUUCUUGAGUUUUUUUUUUUCGAUAGGGACAAAAUUGUAGAUUUUCUAGAUUCUGUUAAUGAAAGCUUUGACCUGAAACUCAGUUGGCUGUAUGUGGGGCUGGAUUCAAUCUAGUUGAGCCCGAACAAGACUUGGUUUAAGAUCAAUUUGAAUCCAAACCAGUUUGAGAUCC